This is a messenger RNA of Glycine soja, 1083 nucleotides long. RefSeq names its product agamous-like MADS-box protein AGL30. The record is from RefSeq and is a predicted model, not a curated record. Gene Ontology annotation, molecular function: protein dimerization activity; RNA polymerase II cis-regulatory region sequence-specific DNA binding; DNA-binding transcription factor activity, RNA polymerase II-specific. Lineage: Eukaryota; Viridiplantae; Streptophyta; Magnoliopsida; Fabales; Fabaceae. The coding region runs from base 1 to 1083 and encodes 360 amino acids. Gene Ontology annotation, biological process: regulation of transcription by RNA polymerase II. The transcript is spliced from 10 exons.
AUGGGUAGGGUAAAGCUAAAGAUAAAGAGGUUGGAGAACACCAAUGGUCGCCAAGCAACAUAUGCUAAAAGGAAAAAUGGGAUUAUGAAAAAAGCUGCUGAAAUAUCUAUACUUUGUGAUAUAGAUAUUAUACUUCUUAUGUUUGCACCAAAUGGAAAGCCUUCAUUAUGUAGGGGGAGGCACAGUAACUUUGAGGAGGUUAUUGCGAAGUUUGGUCAACUAACUCCUCAAGAAAGGGCAAAAAGGAAGUUAGAAACUCUUGAAGCACUGAAGAAAACAUUUAAGAAGUUAGAUCAUGAUGUAAAUGUACAAGAAUUUAUGGGUACAAGUAGUCAAACUAUUGAGGAUUUGAGUAAUCAAGCCAGGCUAUUACAAACUCAAAUUUCUGAAACUCAUAAGAGAUUAAGUCAUUGGACUGAGUUUGAUAAAAUAAGCAAUGUGGAUCAACUAGGACAAAUGGAAAAUUCACUUAGAGAGUCACUUAAUCAAAUUCGAACCCGUAAGGAAAAUAUAAAAAAACAGCAACAACUUAUGUCGCUACAAUGCAAUAAUCAGUUCAACGAAAUGAAUAUUCCUUUUAGAAUGAGUGUAGAGCAACAACUGCAACCUUUGUCAUGGAUUGCCAAUGAUGAUAACCACAAUAUAGUUUUACCCGAGGACUCAAACAUGUUUCUCCACAAAGAUGUAGAGGGAUCUACAAGUUCAUCUUUUGGGAGUCAUGUCAGUUAUCUUGGCUCAAGUAUCAAGAAUGACAUGUCAAACUCAGCACAAGAAAAUGGAGUCCUUAGUGAUAUGAGCAAUACUGCCCCAAUGAGGCUACAAUUAAAUGGGCAUUUUCCAUACCUACCUUACAAUUUUAAUUUACCGAACAAUUUGAAGUUUCAACCAACUGCAGAGAUCAACCCUUAUGAAAAUCCUGUAGAUUAUCAUGUUAAUGGAGGCUUUGAAGCACCUAGAUCUGGUUAUGACUCUAACAAUCACCAUGAUUGGGCUUCCACAUCAGGGCCUUGUGGUGUUACUAUGUUUGAUGAGCAAUUAUAUGCCCAGGCAAGCUCCACUAAAAUGAACUUUGGUUUUAUAUAG